This is a messenger RNA of Condylura cristata (star-nosed mole), 2323 nucleotides long. It is a transcript of the gene ACSS3, whose product is annotated as acyl-CoA synthetase short-chain family member 3. The record is from RefSeq and is a predicted model, not a curated record. The transcript has 16 exons. NCBI's taxonomy places the organism in Eukaryota, Metazoa, Chordata, Mammalia, Eulipotyphla, Talpidae. Bases 206 to 2269 code for a protein of 687 amino acids.
UGCGUUUCACUCAGCUCCAGGUCGGUUUUUCCCGGCGAUUCUAGCGUGAUUUCCAAACUCUUGGACUGUGGGCUUGACUGAGAAGUUCUCCCCGCCUCUCGCUUGUUCCCUUCGGGCCCCAGGAAGUAGAGAGCGCCCCAACUGUAGCUUAAGACGUGCACCCGGGACUGCAGACUGCGCAAACUGCGGGGAAUAGCCAGCGGCGAUGAAGCCUUCUUGGCUGCAAUGUCGUAAAGUCACCGGCGCUGGAGGACUCGGGGGGUCCCUGCCGGGCUCCAGUCCGGCCCGCGGAGCCGGCCCGGCCCGCCGGGCUUACAUGGCCCCGAUCCCGCGGGGCGCUCUCGGGGGCCGGGGCUGCCGGGCGCUGUCCUCUGCCGGGGGCGGCGAGUACAAGACCCACUUCGCGGCUUCAGUGGCAGACCCCGAGUGGUUUUGGGGCCAAGCCGCGGAGCAGAUCAGCUGGUACAAGCCGUGGACCAAAACGCUAGAGAACAGACACCCACCCUCCACCAGCUGGUUUGUAGAAGGAAUGCUCAACAUUUGUUACAAUGCCGUUGAUCGGCAUAUUGAAAAUGGGAAAGGAGAUAAAAUUGCUAUCAUCUACGACAGUCCUGUUACAAAUACUAAAGCAGCUAUUACCUACAAAGAAGUCCUAGAGCAGGUGUCUAAACUAGCUGGUGUGUUGGUGAAGCAUGGUGUCAACAAAGGUGACACUGUGGUCAUCUACAUGCCCAUGAUUCCACAGGCCAUGUAUACCAUGCUGGCGUGUGCGAGGAUUGGAGCCAUCCACAGUCUCAUAUUUGGGGGAUUUGCCUCCAAAGAACUAAGUAGUCGCAUUGAUCAUGCAAAGCCCAAGAUGGUUGUUACAGCAUCAUUUGGCAUUGAACCUGGAAGGAGAGUAGAAUACAUCCCACUUCUAGAAGAGGCCCUGAGAAUAGGAAAACACAAACCAAACCAAGUUCUCAUUUAUAAUCGUCCAAAUAUGGAUACAGUUCCUUUGGCUCCAGGUCGUGACCUUGACUGGGAUGAAGAGAUGGCAAAAGCACAGUCUCAUGACUGCGUUCCUGUUCUUUCAGAACACCCACUGUAUAUUCUUUACACUUCUGGAACAACAGGGUUACCAAAGGGUGUGGUUAGGCCCACUGGGGGUUACGCUGUGAUGCUGAACUGGACAAUGUCUUCUGUGUAUGGACUUAAACCUGGAGAGGUGUGGUGGGCAGCUUCUGACUUAGGCUGGGUCGUUGGGCAUUCCUAUAUCUGUUACGGGCCUCUUCUGCAUGGGAACACAACAGUUUUAUAUGAGGGGAAGCCUGUGGGAACACCAGAUGCUAGUGCUUAUUUCCGUGUGCUGGCGGAGCAUGGAGUCGCUGCCUUGUUUACAGCGCCAACUGCAAUUAGAGCAAUCCGUCAACAGGACCCUGGGGCUGCUCUGGGGAAGCAGUACUCUCUGACAAGGUUCAAGACAUUAUUUGUGGCUGGAGAACGAUGUGAUGUGGAGACACUUGAAUGGUCCAAAAAGGUUUUCAGAGUUCCAGUGCUGGACCAUUGGUGGCAAACAGAGACUGGAUCUCCAAUUACAGCAUCAUGCAUUGGAUUAGGUAAUUCUAAGACACCACCUCCAGGCCAAGCAGGGAAGAGUGUUCCAGGUUACAAUGUUAUGAUUUUGGAUGACAACAUGCAAAAACUGAAGGCACGGUGUUUAGGAAAUAUUGUUGUCAAGUUGCCAUUACCACCUGGGGCUUUUUCAGGACUCUGGAAGAAUCAAGAAGCAUUCAAGCACUUAUAUUUCGAAAAAUUUCCUGGCUACUAUGACACCAUGGAUGCUGGUUAUAUGGAUGAAGAAGGAUAUUUGUAUGUUAUGUCUCGAGUUGAUGAUGUGAUAAAUGUUGCAGGUCACAGAAUUUCUGCUGGCGCCAUUGAAGAGUCAGUCCUUUCACAUGGCACUGUGGUCGACUGUGCAGUUGUGGGCAAAGAAGAUUCUUUGAAAGGUCAUGUCCCCUUAGCACUCUGUGUGUUGAGAAAAGAUAUAAAUAAAACAGAAGAACAACUUUCAGAAGAAAUUGUGAAACAUGUUAGACAGACCAUUGGUCCUGUGGCUGCUUUUCGGAAAGCAGUGUUUGUUAAGCAAUUACCCAAAACCAGAUCUGGCAAAAUUCCCCGAUCGGCACUGUCUGCUCUUGUCAAUGGCAAACCGUACAAGAUCACACCUACAAUUGAAGAUCCCAGCAUUUUUGGUCACAUAGAGGAAGUGCUGAAGCAGACAUCAUGACUUUAUUUUUAGUCAAUUUUCUAAUUGGAUUCGUUUUUUUUUUUUUAAGUGUUU